GCAGACACGGCCACAGCUGUGCAACGGGCCAAGCGCCAUCCAUGCAUAUAGCAGACAGACAGCCAAUCCACGCGACGUUGCCACAGCGAAGGCCAAACAGCCUCCAGCCGCACGGUGGGACUGCCCAGGACAUGCCUUUGGCGCAAUUUGCAGCCCGCGCUCCAUUUGUUGGAAGCAGCUACCCGGUCCACACCCACCCUGGAUGCCAAGCAUCCAGAGCAGUGGUCAAUUUGACAGGCUACUCUGAAUGCGGCGCAGCUGCUGCUGGACAGACGGCCCCCAGGUGAUACAAAAUGAUUAGCGCUUCACACGCACACUCGCCAGCCCAAGGUAUAAGUAAAGGACGCGGGCCGGACCGGUUUUUCUCGCCUGCUGGACAACGCCCCAGCCUCGCUUCUGUGAGCCCCUUGCGCAACGUCGUGGGAAAAUGAAGAACCUCUUCUCCUUGGUCCUGCAAGCGACUCACAUUCUGGCCGUGAGCCAGAUCGCCAUCUUCUCCGACGAGCACUGCCAGGACUCGCUACGAGGCCUCGAGGGCCCAAACGGCUAUCCAAACGGCACGUGUACGGACCUGCGCCGCAAUGGCCCAUACGGCAGCUUCCAGGUCGUAGGCCUGGAUCCGGGCUGCACAGUCACAAUCUACGCCAAGGACACCACGGCCGAUAUUUGCUCAGGCUACGCAGAAGAAAUCCGGCCCGUCGAAUGCCACAACUCCACCUUUGUGUAUUACAGUAUCGAUUUCUGCGAUGUCAAUGCCGUCAAUCAGCCGUCUCUAUCCAAAACUACUAGUGCUCCCACCGCCAGCGCCACGUCGUCAUCUUCUCCGUCUUCCUCAGGAUUGUCUUCGGGUGCGAUUGCCGGUGCUGUCGUUGGCGGAGUCGCUGGACUGGCCAUCAUAGUUGGGCUGAUUGCAUUCUUCAUGUUGAAGAAGCGAAGAAAGACACAGAAUACCACCCCAGAAGUCACGGAACAUGUAGCUGCAACACCCGCCGAGGUGCACGGGAAGCAUGUCCAAGAGCUGGGAGUGGGCGCGGUCGCGUACAAACAGAAUGCCGUCGAAGUGGAACACCCACCCGCCGAGCUUGAGGGCACCGAGAUGAGGGCAGAUGAACAGUCAAGGCCUUUUCACUAGUAGUACGCUUUGCACAGUAAAAAAGUAAUCGGGUUGCGACCUUUGCACUGGAUAUCUUGGCCACACUAAUGUACUUGUGGAAAAUUAAUGCAGUUUUGUGCUCGGCCCGUACGAGCCCGGCUUGGACAAGCUUGACUUGACAAUUUCUACCGUGUGAAAUGUUCUAGUCGCUAUAACGGCAGC
This is a messenger RNA of Exserohilum turcica Et28A, 1315 nucleotides long. RefSeq lists its product as uncharacterized. Lineage: Eukaryota; Fungi; Ascomycota; Dothideomycetes; Pleosporales; Pleosporaceae. The transcript is spliced from 2 exons. The coding region runs from base 428 to 1132 and encodes 234 amino acids. The record is from RefSeq and is a predicted model, not a curated record.